AUGUUUAAAGGAGGAGCUGUAACUAUAUAUAAUGAAGAGGAAGAGCUGUAACUAUAUAUAAUGAAGAGGAAGACUGACAGAAACAGAAAUGUCUGAUAAGUGUGAUCUGUGUCUGCUGGGACUGAUCAUUCUCUCUUCACUUCUCACAGGCACCAGUGGAGUGACUGAGGAUGAUGAGUUCAUCAGUUCUGGUGAAAAUGUGCGUCUGUCCUGUAAUAAUGCUCUUCCUGACUGCAAAUCAACUACAUGGAUCUACUCUAACAGCUUCAGACAGUCAGGGACAGUUGAACUGAUUACUGGAGGGAUAAAGAAGAAGAACACAGAGAGACAUGAGAGACUGAGUCUGGAGUCUGACUGCUCUCUGAACAUCAAGAACGUCACAGAAGAAGAUUAUGGAUUAUACACCUGCAGACAAUAUGUGAACGGCAGACAACAAGGAUCUGAUGCACGUGUUUAUCUGCAUGUUCUUCAUGUUUCAGUGUCUCCAUCAUCAUCAUCAUCAUCAUCAUCAUCAUCAUCUUCAUCAUCAUCAUCAUCAUCUUCAUCAUCAUCUUCAUCAUCAUCUUCAUCCUCACAGACUGAGAUCAGUCCAGGCCGCUCUGUGACUCUCUCCUGUCAGUUGUAUUCUGGAUUCUCCUGUGAUUAUUGGGCUCGUUAUGAGGGAGUUGAGCUGUUGUGGGUGAAUCAGGCUGGUGUUGAUCUGAGGAGAGACUCCAGAUAUCAGAUAUUAUCAUCAUCAGAUCAAUAUCACUGUUUCAUCACUCUGACUACAACACUCCUGAAUGAAGAUAACAACAGAGAGUGGAGAUGUCAGCUUACUCAGGGAAAUCAACUCCAAACCUCAGUCAGAUACACUGUCAAGUAUUCAGCUCAAGCUGAUUCAACGACAGCAGUGAAUCCAGUCCACAUCACACACUCUCAGGAUCCCUCAACUAUAAACACACACGUUUCUAAAGUCAUAGGGAUUUCUGUCGCUGCAGUCGCUGUUCUCCUUCUUGCUCUUCUCUGGCUGAUCUGCAGAAAAAGAGCUGAUAAUAAAAGAGGGACUGGCGACUCUGCGGUCAAAGAUGAGAAUGAACAUAAAGGGACGUAUGAGACGAUCAACAUGUCCAUUCCUCCUGCAAGAGCCGAUGAGCAGACAGAUGAUGUGACUUAUUCUGAGGUCACUUCUUCCAAUACAAAGCCAGUAAAAUCGCUCAAUGAUCAUGAUGAUACAGUGACUUAUGCUGCCAUCAGAGGAAGAGAAGAUUAACCGCAGGAUGAACUUUAUGCCUCUGUGAACGAGAACAAGACCUUCACAAAUAAACUUUAAUGAUACAGAUCAUGAGCUCAUCAUAUCAGGAGCAGACGGGAAGAUUUCAUCUCUCUGGUGUUUGGAGGAAUUAUAUAUUUGUGUGUGAAAGAGCAG
Molecule: messenger RNA, 1408 nt
Organism: Rhinichthys klamathensis goyatoka
Lineage: Eukaryota; Metazoa; Chordata; Actinopteri; Cypriniformes; Leuciscidae
Exons: 9
Coding region: 89-1252 (387 amino acids)
Biological process (GO): positive regulation of ERK1 and ERK2 cascade; interleukin-15-mediated signaling pathway; T cell activation
Cellular component (GO): external side of plasma membrane; membrane raft
Molecular function (GO): protein tyrosine kinase binding; MHC class II protein binding
Source: RefSeq, a predicted model, not a curated record